GUAACACUAUAUGGAAGUCUGGCAAGCAUCUUGACCAGCUGUUUUAUUUUUUUCGAUUUUCAGCUCAAUUCUUUCUGAGAUUUGUGGUUUUUAUCCAGUGUUUUUGUUAAAAAAAACCUUUAUUGCAAAAACUUGUGAACAUGUCGAAAAUAUUGAAGGCAUCUACCGGCUUAACAGGCUUGGCUGUAGCCGUUAAUCCACACCAUACCUUGAGUGCUUUGUAUGGUAAAAUCUUAAGAGCCGUUGCCAAGAUGCCUCAGGAUGCUGCCUACCGCAAAUACACUGAACAAAUUGUACAACAAAGAGCAAAAGCUGUAGAAAGCAACAAAGACAUCAACGCUUUGGAGAAAGCCAUUGGCUGUGGCCAAGUUGAGGAAUUAAUUGUACAAGCUGAAAAUGAAUUGGUAUUGGCACGUAAAAUGUUGGGCUGGAAACCUUGGGAAAAAUUGGCACAACCUAUUCCCAACAAACAGUGGGAUUGGCCACCAGCAAAAAUUACUGAACCUAAAAUUUAAAUUAUAAAAAGUAAAUAAAUUAAAACAAAAAUAUGCUAAGAACUAAUUUUCAAAGUGUCUAUGAAUUUUAUGUAAAGAUGCAUGGAAAAUUAUUUUGUUAGAAGUAAUUUCAGUAAGGGCAAAAUUUUUCUUAACAGCAUAAUGAUGAAAUUGUUAUUGUGAUGAAUAACUGAAAUUAUAAUGAGUUAAUACCGUUUAUUUGAAUUUUUGUUAAUAAAGAUUUUUGAAUUUCCCAAAAUA
This is a messenger RNA of Lucilia cuprina (Australian sheep blowfly), 755 nucleotides long. RefSeq names its product NADH dehydrogenase [ubiquinone] 1 alpha subcomplex subunit 5 (gene ND-13B). Gene Ontology annotation, biological process: respiratory electron transport chain. Bases 141 to 515 code for a protein of 124 amino acids. The record is from RefSeq and is a predicted model, not a curated record. Lineage: Eukaryota; Metazoa; Arthropoda; Insecta; Diptera; Calliphoridae. The transcript is spliced from 3 exons.